GUGUGGCCAAGAACAGAGCCUUGACUCACGUGGGAGAAGACAAAUGGGUUGGAUUGGAAGGAAGCCGAAGGUGGAUAUGCUUCGGGUGUUCGGGUGCAUGUGCAUGACACUUGUGCCUAAGAAACUUCGGCACAACAAGCUUGAUGCAAAGGCAACAUGGGCCAUGCACCUGGGCAUGGCUCAAAACAGCAAGGGAUGGCUUCUUUGGGACCCAUUUACCAAGAAGUUCUUGGUGAGCAGAGAUUGCAAGUUCAUGGAGAACUUACCGUACAAGGAGUGGAAGGCGGAGAAUCAAGCGAAGAUUGGUGUGCGGCUUGGAGAGGUGAAGAGUACCGGCUUGGAGCAUGUGGAGCUGCCCUUGGAGCUGAGUAGCAGCAGCACAAUCACGAGGCAAUCUCCUCAAAUGAAUGGGGAUGAGGAGGAGGAGGAGGUGCAGCAAGAUGAUGAGCGUGCACCGUCACUUCCGCCUCGUGCUACAAGUGCUCAUGGGAACCGACCAGAUUUACCGCAACGCCAUGAGAGCAUUCAAGCGAUCUCUUCCAAGUGGCUCUUCAAGCGCAAGACCGACGCCGACGGCAACAUCGAGCACUACAAGAGCAGACUUGUAGCCAAGGGGUAUCAGCAGCAAGAGAAGAAGGACUAUAAUGAAGUGUAUGCCCCUGUGGUGAAGGGUACAACCCUUUGAACCCUCUUCGCUGCGGCGGCCAUCAAAGGAUGGGUGGUGAAGCAAAUGGAUAUAGUAACAGCCUUCCUCAACGACGUUUUGGAGGAAGAGACCUUUAUGGAGCAGCCAGAGGGGUACAAUGAUGGGAGUGGCA
Closterium sp. NIES-67 is the source of this 818-nucleotide messenger RNA. The record is from the annotation of a GenBank genome assembly. NCBI's taxonomy places the organism in Eukaryota, Viridiplantae, Streptophyta, Zygnematophyceae, Desmidiales, Closteriaceae.